AUGCAUGGUGUAGGUGAACAUAAGCAACCGACUCGUUUUAAUAAACAUGCCGAUGUUCAUAGAUUCACUAGUUUUAAUAAACAUGCUGAUGAACAUCACGCUAAACCUACAAAUACCAAACCUAUGUAUACUGAACCUACAAAGACUAAACAUACAAAUACUAAACAAACAAAUACUACACAUAAUUCAACAUGUCAAGCACGUGGUAGUCCAGGUUGGAAUGACUUAGCGUACAUACCUCUAGGAUAUUUUUAUUCAGACAGCUCUACUACUCCGCAGGAAUGUUGUAACGAAUGUAUUACCAAUCAAAAUUGUUUUGAAUGGUACUUUAUACCUAUUGAUUCUCUUUGUUAUAUUGUAACUAGUAAUCCAUGCUCAAAUGCAACUUAUUCAAUGAGCUGUGUUGGUCUUGAAGGUGGAAGUGUUCGUUGUAGUGGUAGCAGUAACUGGUAA
Messenger RNA from Dentiscutata erythropus, 453 nucleotides. The record is from the annotation of a GenBank genome assembly. NCBI's taxonomy places the organism in Eukaryota, Fungi, Glomeromycota, Glomeromycetes, Diversisporales, Gigasporaceae.